Molecule: messenger RNA, 4538 nt
Organism: Belonocnema kinseyi
Lineage: Eukaryota; Metazoa; Arthropoda; Insecta; Hymenoptera; Cynipidae
Product: probable ATP-dependent RNA helicase CG8611
Exons: 9
Coding region: 113-2917 (934 amino acids)
Biological process (GO): ribosome biogenesis
Cellular component (GO): nucleus
Molecular function (GO): RNA helicase activity; nucleic acid binding; ATP binding
Source: RefSeq, a predicted model, not a curated record
GCGUGUCUCACAGGUUAUGUUUACAUUCUUGCAGUGCGUGUUUUUUCAAAAAUUUUAGCGUAGUAAAGUGUUUUAUAACAAAUUUUGAGUGAAAAUCAGUGUUUUUACAUAAAUGACAUUACAAGACAUGGAUAUUUGUUUAAAUAUAACGGCCAGGCCGACGUCUGCCAAGUCAAAAACUAAAAAGAAGAAAGACAUUAAAAGGCUUCAAAAUAAGCUUGUCAAGUCGAAAACUGAUAAAUUAACGAAAUUUGCUCGAUCUGAAAAUAUUUCUAGUCCAAUAAAGUCAACAGUCAGAAUGAAACAAAAAUCACUUGCUGCAAUUGUUGCUAAGAAAUUAGCCGAGAAAACUGAGCCUAAAAUUUUCUUAAAUAAACAGAAAUCUCUCCCUAAAAAUCUCACCAGAAAUGUUGAAAAGCCUCCUAUUCAAUCCAAUUUCGACUCAAAUUCCGAUUCACCAAUUAUUAAAUUUGUUAAAAAUACUAAAGAAAAUACCAAUAAGCCCAAAGUGUUGAAGAAAAGUAGUGAUUCAAAAAAUCAGAAAUCUCUUUCUGAUAUUUUUUCUACCAAUUCAAGUAAAGCAGAUUCAAAUUUUUCAUUCACUUCACUUGAAACCCCGGAAAAAAGUGAAAACAAAGUAGAUUCCGAUUUAGAAAUUUCCACAUGGAAAUCGAAAAAGCAGGACAAUUUCCAAAAUAGAAACACUUUUGGUGGGAAAAAAGAAAAGCAGUUGGAAUUUGAGAAAAAAGGAAACAAAUUCAAAGAGAAAGGGGAGAGAAGGAAUAAAAAAUUUGGAGGCAAAAAUGAGAGAGUAAUGAAGAAACCGACUGGGAAAAUUUCUUCUCUUUUUGGAAAUAAUCCAGAAGUGCUGAGUAUGGGCCAAAGAUUUGUGAAACCUGUUCAGGAAAAAGUAUUUUCUGGAAUCAAGUUUAGCGAUCUUGACAUUCAUCCAUAUUCGGUAUCGAAUUUAGAGCAAAAUAUGCAAAUAACUAAAAUGACUACAGUCCAGCAGAAAGCAAUUCCUCAAAUUCUUUUGGGGAAAGAUGUUUUGGUCAGAUCUCAGACUGGUUCUGGAAAAACCCUUGCAUAUGCUUUGCCAAUUGUCGAGUCUUUGCAAAAAGUUAGGCCAAAAUUAUCCCGAAGUAGUGGAUUAAAAAUCCUCGUUGUUGUUCCAACGAGAGAACUUGCUUUGCAGACUUACGAGUGUUUUUUAAAACUGAUAAAACCAUUCACUUGGAUUGUGCCGGGUUAUUUAGUCGGUGGUGAAAAAAGAAAAGCUGAAAAAGCAAGAUUGAGACGCGGAUGCAAUAUUUUAGUCGCAACUCCUGGGAGAUUAUUAGAUCAUAUAAAACACACAGAAGCCCUAAAACUAAACGAUGUCUCUUGUUUCGUUUUGGAUGAAGCUGAUCGUAUGCUUGAUAUGGGAUACGAGAAAGAUAUCUCAGGAAUAGUCACAGCUUUAAAAAUUUCAUCGUCAGAUCCGAAAGAAACAGGUUACGAUGCCAUAGGAAUGCUUCGUAAAAAUGUGAAAAAAAAAAUCACUGACGAAUCAAAUCCCGAAGAGGAAACUGAAAAGUCGGAUUCUGAAAGUGAAAUUGAAAAUGUUUCUCUCAAAAGAAAGUACCAUUCCAGUUCAGAUGAAAAUUCUGAUGGGGAAGAUUUUCCCAUUAAAAAGAAAAAAGCCAUUGAAAUAGGGAAAAAAAAUCGAGAGGUGAAGGAAGAGGGAGAAAAUUCUAAAAUUUUUUUGAGUGAUUCAAAUCAAACGAGACAGACAAUUUUGCUUUCUGCUACUUUGACACAAGCAGUAGAAAAACUGGCUGGUCUGACUAUGAAUAAUCCCAUUUUUGUCGACGCGGCUAAGGAAAAUUUGGAAAUUUUCGGCGAUCAUACGAGCGAUAUUAACGAAGAUUUAAUCGUUCCUCAAAGUGUAACUCAGAGUUACAUUGUAACUCCGCCGAAAUUGAGGAUGGUAACUUUGAGCGCUUAUAUCGCUGGAAAAUGUCAGAGUGCCGGGCAGCACAAAAUAUUAGUUUUUAUGGCAACGCAAGACAUGAUAGACUACCACACAGAUAUUUUAUCAAAUGUUUUAUCCAAACCGGAAGACGAAGAAGAUGAAGAUUCUGAUCCACUCGUGGAUGUUGAAUUUUUUAAACUUCAUGGAAGCAUGUCUCAAAAAGAAAGAACGGACGUUUUCAAGACUUUCAGACUGGCGAAGAGUGGCGUUCUACUCUGCACGGACGUAGCUGCUCGCGGAUUAGACAUGCCAAAAGUGGACACUGUGAUUCAGUACACAGGACCCUUAUCAGCAAGGGACUACGUCCAUCGAAUCGGCAGAACAGCUCGAGCAGGUUCUGCAGGAACAGCAACGAUUUUCCUAACACCCCCAGAAACCGAAUUCGUCCGGAUGCUGGAAUCCCGAAGGAUCAGGAUCAAACAGGAGGACAUGAACGAUGUUUUAGCAAAGCUCUUGGGCCCCCUCUCCAAACACCGUUCUGCAGAAGCUGCAGCUAUAGCGCUUCAAAACGAGUUCGAGAAUCUGGUGAUCGAGGACAAAAGACUCCACGAAAAGGCUUGCAAGGCAUACAUAUCCUGGAUGCGUUUUUAUGCCAGCUAUCCCCGAGAUAUGAGGGAAAUUUUCGACCGCAAGGAACUUCAUCUUGGCCAUUAUGCGAAGAGUUUUGCUCUUAGAGACCCUCCACAAAGAAUUAGUGGAAUUGGGAAAAUUAUUCGCGAAAAGGAAGGAGCAAAGGCCCAGCAUAACAACAGACUCUCGAAUGAAAGGCCUGCGAGGGCGCCUCCAAAGAAACAAGAUCCUGGAAAUCGGCAGAGAUCUGGCUCACUCAAAAAAGUCAGAAUGCUCAAUACCUCCGAAUUCGAUAGUGGAUUGGCCUACAUGAAGAUACCACGGAAAGGCUAAAUCGUAAUAAUUAUAGGUACGAUUUUAUUUCACUUGAGAUUUAUAAUCUUCGUUAAAUACUUCAAUUGCAAAUUACAAAUUAAAGUUUCAAAUGUAAUUGAAAUUAGUCAUAAUCAAAUGUUGCGAGGGAUCGGAACCUUUUAGGUUGGAUCACAGUUCAAAGGUUCCUUUUAAGGGUUCGGACCUGAACCCGGACCCUUAAGAACGAAAGAGGUUCUCAUUUUUUUUAUCUGGACACUCAGGAUUGUAAAUGAUCCAAGAUUGCACUGGGCCCUAAAAUAAUUUAAAGGGCGCUAGUCCUGACCCGAGAAUUCAAGAAUAUAAAGGGUCCAGGUGCCGACUGUGACCAUCAAGAAUAUAAAGAGUCUUGGUUCAGAUACGGCACUGUAAAAAUUAAAAAAGAAUCCGGGUUUGGACCUGGAUUUUCUAACUUUUUGAAAGUCUGGGCCUGAACAUCCACCUUUUAAAUUCUCAACUUUUUCGGAUCAGAACUCGUUAAAUUCAUGAGAGCCUGGACCCAAAUCCCAACCUUUUAUAUUAUAAGUUUUCGAACGGAUUUGUUAAAUUCUUGAGGAUCUGUGUUCGACCCUGGACUUUUUAAAUUCCUAAGUUUCGAGACACUCGUUAAAUUCUUGAGAGUCUGGGCCUGAACCUGGACUUUUUAUACUUUUAAGUUUCCGGACCCGAACUUGUUUAAUUCUUGAUAGCCUGGGCCUGAAGCUGGACUUUUCCAAUUCAUAAUUUGCCGGACCCGGACUCUUUAAAUUCUUGAGAGCCUGGGCCCAAAUCCCAAUAUCUUAUAUUCUUAAAUUUCCAGACCCGAGCUCGUUGCAUUCUUAAGAGCCUGGGCAUGAACGUGGGCUGUUUAAAUUAUUCAGUUUCCGAACCCGGACUCUAAAUUCUUGAGAGCCUCGACCCUAAUCCCAACAUCUUAUAUUCUUAAGUUUCCGGGCCCGAACUCGUUAAAUUUUUGAGAACCUGAGCCUGAACCUGGGCUUUUUAAAUUCGUAAGUUUCUGGACCCAGACUCUUCAAAUUCUUGAGAGCCUGGGCUAGAACCUAGACCUUUAAAAUUAUCAAGCUUCUGGACCCGGACUCUUUAAAUUCUUGAGAGUCUUGGACCAAAUCCGAACAUAUUAUAUUCUUAAAUUUCCGGACCCAAACUCGUUUAAUUCUUGAGAGUCUGGGCCUGAAGCUGGACUUUUUAAAUUCAUAAUUUUCCGGACCCGGACUCUUUAAAUUUUUGAGAACGUUGGCCCAUAUGCCAACAUCUUAUAUUCUAAAGUUUCCGGACCCAGACUCCUUAAAUUUUUGAUUUUCCUGUUCCAAUGCUGAAUUUUUUGUAUUUUUAAGGGCGCGGACCCGGAUUCAAUAAAAUCUUCAAGAACCGGGAUAUUGUUACUUCUAUAUUUUUGAAUUUUCGUCGUUAAUAAUUUUUAAAAAUACAGGUUUUUUAUAUUAUACUUUGUAAUUGUAAUUGUUGUGUGUGCUGUUAUGCUUAGUUGGAUCGAUUUAUGAAGCAUGACUAUUAUUCAUGUACAUAAUUUUGUAUAUGCUGAUCGUGCGGUUAUAUUUUUAUUGAAGAAGUAAAAAUAAAAAUCUAUUUAUAGAUAGUUACAAAA